CCCCUCCUUCGGAACCAUCAGCAGCGCAGGAGCUACCGUGCCUUUGACGGAGCAGCUACAGUAAAGCCGGAGUCACAGUUACACCCCGCACAGCCAUGGCAGACAACGCCGGCUUGGAAAACCACCGUAUCAAGAGCUUUAAAAACAAGGGCCGCGAUGUCGAGACUAUGAGAAGACAUCGAAAUGAGGUGACAGUUGAGUUGAGAAAGAACAAACGAGACGAACAUUUACUGAAGAAGAGAAAUGUUCCCCAGGAGGAGAGUCUGGAGGAUUCUGAUGUCGACUCAGACUUUAAAGGGCAAAAUGUUACACUUGAGGCAAUCUUACAGAAUGCAACCAGCGACAAUGCAGUUAUACAGCUCAGUGCAGUGCAAGCAGCCCGAAAACUUCUCUCAAGUGACAGAAACCCUCCCAUUGAUGACUUGAUAAAGUCUGGGAUUCUGCCCAUUUUAGUAAAAUGCCUUGAACGAGAUGAUAAUCCUUCUCUUCAGUUUGAGGCUGCCUGGGCUCUGACCAACAUUGCCUCUGGAACAUCAGCACAGACUCAGGCUGUGGUCAAAUCAAACGCAGUGCCCUUGUUCCUGCGACUGCUCCAGUCCCAUCACCAGAACGUUUGUGAACAGGCUGUAUGGGCUUUAGGAAACAUUAUAGGUGAUGGUCCACAGUGCAGGGAUUAUGUCAUCUCCCUGGGUGUCGUAAAGCCUCUGCUCUCUUUCAUCAACCCAUCAAUCCCCAUCACCUUCCUCCGCAAUGUUACCUGGGUCAUUGUUAACCUAUGUCGCAACAAGGAUCCCCCUCCACCCAUGGAGACUGUGCAAGAGAUUUUGCCUGCUCUCUGUGUGCUAAUAUACCACACUGAUAUAAAUAUACUAGUAGACACAGUGUGGGCUCUGUCCUAUCUGACGGACGGAGGAAACGAACAGAUCCAGAUGGUCAUCGAUUCUGGAGUCGUUCCAUUUCUUGUGCCUCUCCUCAGCCAUCAGGAGGUGAAAGUUCAGACAGCAGCUCUGAGGGCGGUUGGAAACAUUGUGACGGGAACAGAUGAGCAGACCCAGGUGGUUCUGAACUGCGAUGUUCUCUCACACUUCCCCAAUCUGCUCACCCAUCCUAAAGAAAAGAUUAACAAGGAAGCUGUCUGGUUCUUGUCCAACAUCACAGCUGGGAACCAGCAGCAGGUCCAAGCUGUUAUCGAGGCCGGGCUAAUUCCUAUGAUAGUCCACCAGCUGGCUAAGGGUGACUUUGGCACUCAGAAGGAGGCAGCAUGGGCUAUCAGCAACCUCACCAUUAGUGGGAGGAAAGACCAGGUGGAGUUCUUGGUGGAGCAGAAUGUCAUCCCUCCCUUCUGUAACCUGCUGUCGGUGAAGGACUCGCAGGUGGUGCAGGUCGUUCUGGACGGCCUCAAGAAUAUCCUCAUUAUGGCUGGAGAUGAAGCCAGCACGAUUGCUGAAAUCAUAGAGGAGUGUGGAGGUCUGGAGAAAAUAGAAAAUUUGCAGCAACACGAGAAUGAAGAUAUCUACAAAUUAGCCUUCGAGAUAAUUGAUCAGUACUUUUCGGGAGAUGAUAUUGAUGAAGACCCAAGCUUGAUCCCUGACACCACCCAAGGAGGAACCUUCAACUUUGAUCCUGCUUCCAACAUGCAAACAAAGGAAUUCAAUUUCUAAAAAGCCAGGGUGUUUGGUUCCACCAGUUGCACGGGUACCCUGACAUCAUCGCAGACAUUCAUCCAUUGCCCAACAAUCUGACAACCCGGUACAAAAGGAUCUUUAAACUCCAGUCUCGCCUCCAACGGAUUUUAACCGCAGCCACUUCUGCACUGUGGGGAGCUUUUUUCUUUUGUCCCGUUUUUUUUUUUCCCCCUUCUAGUGCAACUCUGCAUAGGAGCCCUGGCUGCUUAUCUGACAACCUGCAUGAGGAGAAGCUGCCAGUGCUUCUAUCACUCAAAGGUAAAACCAGAAGGAGGGAAAACGCAAAGCCUGCUUGGCAAGAUGGAAAUUGCCAAAUAUCAAGUCUUUACAAAGACAGAAACACAAGCACAUUUUCAAAUACUUCACACACACUCAUUUAUAUAUACGUGUAUAGAAAUGCAUAUAUAUGUAUACACACUUUUUGACACUUAAGAUAUGUGUGCAUACUUCUGUUGGAAGUCAUAUCACACCUGGGGAAGAAAUACUGCUGUUAGUUUGUGGUUUACUUUUGUGCUUUCCCUUCCCUGGAUUCUCCUGGUGUAACUCCACCCCAGCACACACACACACACUAUCACAGUGUACACCUAAACACACCUGGUCACAAAAUUUCCUGAUGACUAGUCGCACCCCUGUUUCACCCACUUUAAAAGCGAUAAUCCCCAGGCUAAGCCAUGAUUACCACGGACCCCCUCCUCUCUGCCCUCCCAGGAGGCUCCAUGGGCAGGUGGAGGUGUGAAAGGGCUCAGAGGUAAAAAGGAUCAAUCCGUGGCAAACCAACGGGACUUCUGUUUUUUUUGGUGUGACCUCUCUCGACAUAUAGGACUCUUUAAGGAAAUUCAUCAAAUGUGAAGAAAUUGCCAUAUUUUUUUUUCUCGCCGCAUACAUUUAACCUGAUACUCUCCUCCUUCAGAAGAGCAUUGGUGUUUUUCUCAAAGGAUGUAAAGGCGGAUGAUGAAGGCACAGAAACUUUCAAAAAGAGGGAUCGCCUCCCUCAAACACCAACAUCUUACCCUUUAGCCAGUUUUCCUCUGGACUCCCCCUGAAAUGUGAAAACUCAAAGGGGAGGGGGCGGGCUCAUCAUAAACCUAACUGAAAUGUCCAGAAUCCAACAAUGUUAUUUUUAGCUUUUUGUUUUUCAAUUUUCACUUUGAAUGGAAAUUAAUUUUACAUUUCAGCUUUGGUAUAAUCUGUGGAAGUUUUUUAUUUUUUAUUUUCCUCUAGUCUUAUGCACACAAUUGAGGCACAGGGAUGUCUGCCUGCAGAAAGGGACCUAUGCUCACUGAUGAAGAGUAGACUCAUCCGGUGUGCAGGUUCUGAUCUUUAGAGUACUGAACUCAUUUUUGUUUGAUUAAGAGGUCACAUGUCAUCACUCGAUUUGAAUAAUUGUAAAAAAAAAAAAAAAAAGUGAUGUGUAUCUCUCCUUGCCGUCUGACAAAUAUAUUCUACAUAAAGCCUGUACAAAGCUGCUGCAGCAGACAGACAUUGGAUGGUUGACUCAUCCAGAUUUCUGGGGAGGUUUUUUUUUUCAUGUUAUUAGAAGCAAUAUUUUUGUUUUUAUUCUUGACAUGCAGAUGUAUUGUGAUGAAAUGCUGGUAAAUUGGAGUAGGCCGGGUUUUUGUUUGUCUUGUUUUUAACUCUUGGCGGUGACGGCUGUUUGGAAAUGUACCGUCCCACGUUCCAGUUGGUGUUUUAGACCCGGGACUAAGGUGACUAACUUUAAAUCCGACCCCAGCCCCGGUCUUGUAGAUGAUCCACUGGUUGGCUGCUAACUUUUCAGAUUAUAGGCGUGGGUGUUCAGAACAGCUACUGGAUCGCAGAGGGGCUUUGAAUAUCUGGUAGGGCUGAUUAAAAACAGCCAGGACUUGUUUUUGGGACUAGCUAAUUUUACUGAACAAAACUAUAGAGGGUGUACAGUCAUGAGCUAGCAGACUAGACCGAGCCACUUUAAAGAUUUACAAUUUUGUUGUCUUGUAUCCGAAUUGAUACAAGCUUAUGUUUGCAAGAUUUUUACUUGCUAAUAAAAAGCUGUUUUAAGUGACUAAUAGAAAAAGAAGCAACAGACAGCGUUUUCGCCUCUGAUUGUUUGUAUCUUUUUAUAAAUUUUAGAUUGAAUUCUUCUCUUUAAGGUGGCUCAUUGAUGCUUUCAACUCUUGUGCAUAUUAAAGACAAUAAUGAGUUGAGAAAUCAUUGUGCCUUUUGUUUUUUCAUUUCAACUAUGAAGAGUUUUUUUCUGAAAGAAUAAAAAAAAAUCAAAGCAAUUAGAGAAUCUUGAUAGAGGGGAUUAAAGUGGUCUCCCUUCUGAGUUUGCCAUGAAGAAUGGUCAAUGUUGCUAGCUGUCAAAACAUUUUAUUUUUUUAAUCUUUACCCAAUGAACCACACCAUUUCUACCCUCCCCAACACCACAGACAUCACUCGUCUACCAUCAUUGCGGUCAACAGAUUUUGGUUUCCUUUCUUAUCUCACCCUCAGAACAUAAGUCUGUUUCUGAUUCUAACCAAAAUAAACUUGCUGUUUAGCCGUG
Messenger RNA from Cyprinodon tularosa, 4206 nucleotides. It is a transcript of the gene kpna3, whose product is annotated as karyopherin alpha 3 (importin alpha 4). The transcript is spliced from 17 exons. Gene Ontology annotation, molecular function: protein binding; nuclear import signal receptor activity. Gene Ontology annotation, biological process: NLS-bearing protein import into nucleus. Lineage: Eukaryota; Metazoa; Chordata; Actinopteri; Cyprinodontiformes; Cyprinodontidae. The record is from RefSeq and is a predicted model, not a curated record. Gene Ontology annotation, cellular component: nucleoplasm; cytoplasm; nucleus. The coding region runs from base 96 to 1661 and encodes 521 amino acids.